Gorilla gorilla gorilla (western lowland gorilla) is the source of this 6614-nucleotide messenger RNA. It is a transcript of the gene MEGF9, whose product is annotated as multiple EGF like domains 9. Gene Ontology annotation, biological process: tissue development; animal organ morphogenesis. The coding region runs from base 167 to 1960 and encodes 597 amino acids. The record is from RefSeq and is a predicted model, not a curated record. The transcript is spliced from 6 exons. NCBI's taxonomy places the organism in Eukaryota, Metazoa, Chordata, Mammalia, Primates, Hominidae.
CGCGCUCGGUCCGGUCGCUCCCUCCGCGCUGGGGCCCGCCCGCGGGGCCGGCCGCCUGUCAGAGGGAGGUGGCGAUGGUGCGCCCGGUGGCGGCGGCGGUUUCGGAGGCUUCCUUGGUCGGAUUGCAACGAGGAGAAGAUGACUGACCAACCGACUGGCUGAAUGAAUGAAUGGCGGAGCCGAGCGCGCCAUGAGGAGCCUGCCGAGCCUGGGCGGCCUCGCCCUGUUGUGCUGCGCCGCCGCCGUCGCCUCAGCCGCCUCGGCGGGGAAUGUCACCGGUGGCGGCGGGGCCGCGGGGCAGGUGGACGCGUCGCCGGGCCCCGGGUUGCGGGGCGAGCCCAGCCACCCCUUCCCUAGGGCGACGGCUCCCACGGCCCAGGCCCCGAGGACCGGGCCCCCGCGCGCCACCGUCCACCGACCCCUGGCUGCGACUUCUCCAGCCCAGUCCCCGGAGACCACCCCUCCUUGGGCGACUGCUGGACCCGCUUCCACCACCUUUCAGGCGCCGCUCGGUCCCUCGCCGACCACCCCUCCGGCGGCGGAACGCACUUCGACCACCUCUCAGGCGCCGACCAGACCCGCGCCGACCACCCUUUCGACGACCACUGGCCCGGCGCCGACCACCCCUGUAGCGACCACCGUACCGGCGCCCACGACUCCCCGGACCCCGACCCCCGAUCUCCCCAGCAGCAGCAGCAGCAGCGUCCUCCCCACCCCACCUGCCACCGAGGCCCCCUCUUCGCCUCCUCCAGAGUAUGUAUGUAACUGCUCUGUGGUUGGAAGCCUGGAGGUGAAUCGCUGCAACCAGACCACAGGCCAGUGUGAGUGUCGGCCAGGUUAUCAGGGGCUUCACUGUGAAACCUGCAAAGAGGGCUUUUACCUAAAUUACACUUCUGGGCUCUGUCAGCCAUGUGACUGUAGUCCACAUGGAGCUCUCAGCAUACUGUGCAACAGUUCUGGGAAAUGCCAGUGCAAAGUGGGUGUCAUUGGCUCUAUAUGUGACCGAUGCCAAGAUGGAUAUUAUGGCUUUAGUAAGAAUGGCUGCUUGCCCUGCCAAUGCAAUAAUCGGUCUGCCAGUUGCGAUGCCCUCACAGGUGCUUGUUUAAACUGCCAGGAAAAUAGCAAAGGAAAUCACUGUGAAGAAUGUAAAGAAGGAUUUUAUCAGAGUCCUGAUGCCACUAAAGAGUGUCUUCGCUGCCCUUGUUCAGCAGUGACAUCUACAGGCAGCUGCUCUAUAAAAUCGAGUGAAUUGGAACCUGAAUGUGACCAGUGUAAAGAUGGUUACAUAGGCCUGAACUGCAAUAAAUGUGAAAAUGGCUAUUACAAUUUUGACAGCAUCUGUAGAAAGUGCCAAUGUCACGGCCAUGUGGACCCAGUUAAAACUCCAAAGAUUUGUAAGCCCGAGAGUGGUGAGUGCAUCAACUGCCUCCAUAACACCACUGGGUUUUGGUGUGAGAACUGCCUAGAAGGUUAUGUUCACGACCUCGAGGGAAAUUGCAUCAAGAAAGAAGUUAUUCUUCCAACACCUGAAGGUUCUACCAUUUUGGUUUCCAAUGCCUCUUUGACCACAUCAGUGCCCACCCCUGUUAUAAAUAGUACUUUUACCCCUACAACCCUGCAGACUAUCUUUUCAGUAAGCACUUCUGAAAACAGCACUUCAGCUUUAGCUGAUGUAUCAUGGACCCAAUUUAACAUCAUCAUUUUGACAGUCAUCAUCAUUGUUGUGGUGCUGCUAAUGGGAUUUGUGGGGGCUGUAUAUAUGUACCGCGAGUACCAAAACCGGAAACUCAAUGCCCCCUUUUGGACCAUCGAGCUGAAAGAAGACAAUAUCAGUUUCAGCAGCUACCAUGACAGCAUUCCCAAUGCAGAUGUUUCGGGAUUGUUGGAAGAUGAUGGCAAUGAAGUGGCUCCCAAUGGGCAGCUGACCCUGACGACGCCCAUACAUAACUACAAAGCCUAAGGAGCUAGAACUGUUCUGAAUUGUUAAACCACAGUGCUUGCUAAGACAGCGUCAGCCCCUGGGCCAGACAAAGCCUGGCUAGAGUUUGCUGAGAAAGCAAAGGCAAAUAGUGCAUCUGAAAUUUUCAGGUACAAAUUUGUAAUGCGCUUAGCCUAUCUAUUGCUCUUAGUUUUCCCAUGAAGAUCUGAAGCGUUCACUGUCAUUAGGACUUGAAGUAAAGUAUAUUUUUGUACCAAACCACAUGGGAGUAUGGAAAGGCUGAACCCCAUAGUGCAGCCCAAAACCACUUUGACCUCCAGAUAGACUCCUGGGGAAGCGUUCACCAAGCCAGUGGUAACAAGAUGAUGGAUGUGGAGGGGGAAAAGACUGCUGGAAGACUUCAUCUCCAUUCCUGAAACAUUUUUUUAAAAACAGGGUCAGGGAUUAUAUUCAUUUUAGUAUACAAAAGGACAUCAUUGAGGAAAAGCUUGUUUCUAGGCUGUAUCACAAUAAAUAAUCUUGAUUGUUUCUAGAACAGGGGUAGAAAAGUCCCAAGAUCUUCAGAAGGGCUUGGUUUUUUCCUCCCGGGAUUCUUGCUCAGUGAUGAGUUGAAAGCACAGGAUAAGCUUCUAAGGGAGGAAGGCAGCAUUGGGGAGCAGGAGGCUGAUGGUCCUCCUCAGGGUCUCAGUGUAAAUGAUAAAUUGUCUAAAAAUAAGGAAUAUUCCUGCCUCUAGAGAAAUAAGGUGUACAUAGUUAAUGUAGCAUAUCUGGUCGACAUUGUAUUUGUAUCUAUUUGUAAAAAAAAAAUCAUGUCAUAUUUUAUCAUCUGGAAUUUAUUUGUACAGCAGUUAAUGGUGUUGUAAAAAGAAAAAUAUGGGGAUUGCUUAAAAUACUGUAAAAUAGAUGGCAAUAUUGCUAGAGCUGGGACUCUGGUGAGCAUCCGUCAUUUUUAGUCCUUCUUGAGGACAUUGCUGAAAUUUAUAAGAGGUCGAAUGUUUCUAAUCUUUCUUUCCUUUCUCAGUCUAAAAGUAGAGCUGUAUGCUCUUUGACUUACUAUGAUUCAAGCAAUAGAUUUUGAAGUCAGUAAUCGUUAAGCUGGGACAUAGGAUGCAUUCUCCAAAAACAUUAAUCUAAUUAGACAUUAGCCACCCUAUAUAUUUUACAUAGAUUAAUAUAAAACAUAUCCUCAUUAAAAAAUGUUUUUCUUGAAUGUAAAAGAUAGUCUUCCAAAGGAUAGAAAUAUUAUAGUUCCAAGAGAAAAGCCAUCAUAUUACUUGGGAUCUGUAGUUUUCAUGCCUAUGAAAUAUUUAUAAUCCUCCCUCACCCCAAAUAAAAAAUCUCCUACAUGUGAACAUAGCCUGUCACUCAUUUGCCGUGAGGGAUGUGCCAUCUCCCUGCAGUGCUAUAGUUCUCCCAUUGUCUUCCUGUCUGGUUAAUGAGCAGCUUUGUAGAUGGGUGUGUCUAGUUAGUUCUUGCUUUUUGAUGCAGUUUUUUCCUAGAGGCCAACUACUGUUGCUCUCGUUUAUUAUGAUGUUGACAUUUUGGGUUAAGCAAGGUGGGUGGGAAAGGUGGUCAGAUGUCAAAUAUAACUUAUUAGGAGGAACAGUGAACUGUGAAGUGGUUAGAAAAAAAAUAAAAACUUCUUCUUAGAUUAGACCUAGGAAAUCCAAGCUGACCCCUUUGCCUAACUUCCCUAGAGAAAAACCUAGAACUUGGUCAUCCCUUUACAGGAGACCCCUAAGUUGUUCUCAGGGUUUGGAGAUGAUGUUCUGGAGGGAGUACAAGCAAAUAAUCUACUUCUGGUAAUCUGAGGGUGCUUUGCGUAUUUGGCCAUUGCUCAGAAGAAUAGAGGUUACAUUAUAUUACAUUAUAUGAAAAUUAUUUAGUUUUUCUAUAGCCCUUUGUAGUUUGCAAAGCACUUUUCCAUAUGUGUGUCCUCUCUUCCACACCAUAGCCCCCUGAGGAAGUAAUUGUUGUCCCCAUUUUAUAGAUGAAAAUACUGAGGCACAGAGGAGCUAAAUAUCUUGUUCAAGGCUAUACAAUGUGUGUGAUUAUUAGGCUUGGAAUCAGGGCUUCUAACUCUAAAGCACAUGUUUUUUCAACUAUAUGCAGAAAUUGCCUAGCCAUGGACACAAGAAAGCUGGGAGGAAGAGUUCUACUUGUGGAUGUUUUUAAUUUUUUUUUAAUAUCAGGAGCAAUCCAGGGCCAUACAGCUAUGAAGCACUUAGUGAAAAGAACACAAGAAGAUUUACUAUCUGAAGUUAGUAUUAGUGAUUAGAAAACAAAACUGCCAGUUUGUGCUUCAUUAAGGUGAACUCAUCUCUCCAAGCAGGGAGGGAAAAUUUGCUUUCCCUAGCAGUUGCUGCGUAUGUGUGUACAGACUGCACAAUUCUAAGAAAUUGUGCAAAAUGGCAUACCUGUCUUUCUCCCAGAUACACCGCCCCCCGCCCCCCAAAAAAAGGUCAGGAUUAAAGGUGGUGAGAAGUGAACAUUUAUUAAACAGAAGUUAAACCAAUAGAGAGAAAGGAGGUUUGUUGGAGUCUAAGAGGAUUUUGACCAUGUAGAAAUUCCUUGAAAUAGACCUUAAAAGGUAUUGAAAAAUUGAAUCACAAAGAAAGUUUACCUUUAAAUACUUGUUAAUGGCUCCUAGAUCAUGGUUAUAAUUUUUCUCAAUGGGAAAAAAAGUCUUAAAAUUUGUUUUAAAUAAUAUCCUCUCAUGUCUCUAGCUUUUUGAUUCUGGAAAUAAUUUGCUUUAAAAUAUAAAUCAAUCAGAAAGUGAUCUACCACUGAAAUCAUUCUAGGAAACUAGCAUGGGAUGCACUGCACAAUGUUCUUUCCUCCAAAGGCAUGGGUCCCAUAAACUGUGGCAUCUGGCAGGAGGAUGCCAUCAGUCCUUUAGAAAGCCUAAUUUUGGGCCGGGUGCGGUGGCUCACGCCUGUAAUCCCAGCACUUUGGGAGGCCGAGGCGGGUGGAUCACAAGGUCAGGAGUUCGAGACCAGCCUGGUCAACAUGGCGAAAUCCCGUCUCUACUAAAAACACAAAAAUUAGCCGGGUGUACGUGCCUGUAGUCUCAGCUACUUGGGAGGCUGAGGCAGGAGAAUCACUUGAACCUGGGAGGCAGAGGUUACAGUGAGCCGAGAUGGCGCCAUUUCACUCCAGCCUGGGCGACAGAGCAAGACUCUGUCUCAAAAAAAAGGAAGAAAAAGAAAGCCUAAUAUUGGGAGAAUGUUUGUGUAAGGAUUGGAAAUGUGUUUAUUUUUAAAUAAGAUAGCACUGAUGUGAAUCUUAUUUGGGAAUUACAGAUACUGCCAUUAAGCGAUGCUUUUAUCUUCAUUAAUUCAUUUUAGUAAGCUCCUAUGCAUUUCUGAUGGUUAGGUGCCCUACGUAGUGUUAAGUAUGUCCGUGUCCUCCCUUACUCCCCUCUCGCUCCCUCUACCCUCUAUCCCCUAGGGUUCUUUUAUUAAUGGAAUUUCUCCAGUUAUAGAGAAAAAAAUGACAUUUGAAAACUAAAGCUCAUUUAUAUUAAUACUGAGGUCCUGUGGGCCCAGUGCGUUACUCUUCCCAGUGAUACCUAGAUUUUAAGAGUAGAGAACAGAGGAAACAUGGGAUGAGAGGAGAGAGGUUUUUUAGACAACAUUUGUAGACACCUCAAAUUAUAUCACUAUUCUCUAGCACCAAUAUUCCCAGGUAAAUUGACCAUUAAAGCAAUACUCACUGACCUACUAGUUUAUUUUGGUCAGCUGAGUGCCAUCAGGAUAUUUAGCCCUUUAAGUGCUGUUUUGGGAGUAGAAAACUAAAGCAACAAUACUUCCUCUUGACAGCUUUGAUUGGAACGGGGUUAUUAGAUCAUUCACCUUGGUCCUACACUUUUUAGGAUGCUUGGUGAACAUAACACCACUUAUAAUGAACAUCCCUGGUUCCUAUAUUUUGGGCUAUGUGGGUAGGAAUUGAAUUUCCACAUCUCAAGGCAAGCUCUCUGACAAAAAGUUCAGAGAAGUAAAAAGCAACCCAGUGUAACCUAUUACAGCAAGAAAAGCAUUUCUGGCUUCAUCCACAAAGAACCUUUGGUCUGUUAUACUCUUCUUGAUAGUAAGGAGUUUGGGAGCUAAAAUAAAUUUGGCGUGUGCAGGGGAAUAAGGGAAGGUUAGUGCAUUUUUCUGUUUAACCCUGAGCCAGUGUCUAUGCCAAAGGGAAAGGCAGGAAGAAUACACUCAUACAUCUGAAGAAGUCAAAUAAUAUCAAACGGCCUAAAGGUUAUGGAUCAUUAAAAUGUCAGUGGUUGAAUGAUGUUUGCUCAAAGGCAAUUUGGGAAUCUUUCUUGUUACUUAUGCAUACGCAAUAACUGCAGCAGCAGCCCUAGAAAGUAAGCCCAGGGCUUCAGAUCUAAGUUAGUCCAAAAGCUAAAUGAUUUAAAGUCAAGUUGUAAUGCUAGGCAUAAGCACUCUAUAAUACAUUAAAUUAUAGGCCGAGCAAUUAGGGAAUGUUUCUGAAACAUUAAACUUGUAUUUAUGUCACUAAAAUUCUAACACAAACUUAAAAAACGUGUCUCAUACAUAUGCUGUACUAGGCUUCAUCAUGCAUUUCUAAAUUUGUGUAUGAUUUGAAUAUAUGAAAGAAUUUAUACAAGAGUGUUAUUUAAAAUUAUUAAAAAUAAAUGUAUAUAAUUUGUACCUAU